Diatraea saccharalis (sugarcane borer) is the source of this 4255-nucleotide messenger RNA. NCBI's taxonomy places the organism in Eukaryota, Metazoa, Arthropoda, Insecta, Lepidoptera, Crambidae. The record is from the annotation of a GenBank genome assembly.
GCGCCGCGGUGCGGUCGCCGAAACUAAACGACGUCACGCGCCAUCGCCAUCUACCGACACAACUAGUAAACUUGCCCGUCUCGCACCUGCUGACCUGCUCGCCUCGUACACGACACGACAUUACUCUGUCGCGUUCGCACUGGUGCACGUAAAAAUAACCUCAAACUCGCAUCGCGGACAACUUAUCACCAAAAUAUUGCUCCCAUCGGAUUGUUCGGAGUGUUGUGCUUUAUAAAUACAAUUGGAACAGUGUACAAAUCUGGAAAAACAGUAAACACCCUUGAAAUUUUUGUUAGUGUUACAUAGCACAGUGAUUUUGACAAAACUGAAAGUUAUUAGAGGACGUUCUUUCGUUUUGGUGGGCUGUCCAAUGACAGCCCCCAAAUUUUGUGUCAUUAUGUGGUGGUGUAUAUUUUUAUGUGUUCUUAACGUCAAAAUAUUCGGUGUGACUGCUUCCAAUAGUAAAUAUCCGCUGCGUAUUGUUCCAUCAUCCGACAAUAUUUGCUCCUCGAAACAGUUCCAGUGUGGAAAUGGAAAGUGUAUAGCCCUCUCCUGGGUGUGCGAGGGUGAGGACGAUUGCGGAGACAACACGGAUGAGACUUUAGAGGAGUGUAAAAAAGAAAGCCGAACCUGUACAUCUACAGAAUUUCGCUGCAAAACGGGACGAUGUGUUCCGAUGUCAUGGCGAUGUGAUAACGAGAAGGACUGUUCAGAUGGUUCUGACGAAGAACCUGGCACUUGCAAAGUGGAGGCUUGCGGUCCAGAAGAGUUCACCUGUCGAGGAAAGCCGGGAGAGUGCGUGCCUCUGUCUUGGAUGUGUGACGACAACCCAGACUGCUUGGACGGAUCUGAUGAAAAAGCAUGCAAUGAAACGUGUCGCUCGGAUGAAUUCACCUGUGGCAAUGGAAAGUGCAUACAGCAGCGAUGGGUAUGUGACGGGGACGACGAUUGCGGUGACGACAGCGACGAAGCUAAAUGCCCAGCGCCUACCUGUCAACCUCACACACAUUUCUCUUGCGCUGAUGGACAUUGUAUAUCUGCAUGGUGGCGCUGUGAUGGAGACAUCGACUGUCCUGAUGCUAGUGAUGAAAUGGGCUGCGCCACAACACCAAAAGUGACAUCACCAUGUAUAUCUACGGAAUUUGAAUGCAAAGACCGCAUGACCUGUGUACACAAAGCAUGGGUAUGUGAUGGAGACAGAGAUUGUCCCGACGGUGGCGACGAAGCUCCUGGGAUUUGCCGCGGGAAUAUCACUUGCAGACUUGAUCAGUUCCAAUGCAAAGACCAUAGCUGCAUCCCUGGGGCAUUGUAUUGUAAUGGAGAUAAGGACUGCCCGGAUGGUAGUGAUGAAUUCAACUGCACGCGCCCUAAGCCAGUUUGCGACAAGAAAACCGAGUUCGACUGCGGCGGAUCCAUGUGUAUACCUCUGUCGAAAGUUUGCGACAAAAAACCAGACUGCCCCAACUUCGAGGAUGAGCCCCGAGACAAGUGUGGCGCGAACGAAUGUGAGAAAAACAAUGGCGGAUGCACACAGCGCUGCGUCGAUACCCCAGUAGGAUAUUACUGCGACUGCGACAAAGGAUACAAGCUGGUUGAUAACAGGACGUGUGAAGACGUAGACGAGUGUGCUGAUCCAGGAGCAUGUUCACAAAUGUGCAUCAAUGAAAAGGGCACCUUCAAAUGUGAAUGUCACGCCGGCUACGCAAGGGACCCACGGGACCGCACAAGAUGCAAAGCUACCGAAGGCCAUCCAUCACUGCUAUUCGCGAGACGCUUCGACAUCAGGAAGAUCAGCCUCGAUCACCAUGAAAUGGUCGCUAUCGUCAACGAUACCAAAUCUGCAACGGCGCUUGAUUACGUAUUCAGAACGGGCAUGAUCUUUUGGAGCGAUGUCACCGAUGAGAUAAUUUACAAGGCUCCCAUCGACGAAGGCACACAGAGGACAGUCGUUAUUGGUGAACAGCUGAUAACUUCAGAUGGGUUGGCGGUUGAUUGGAUUUAUAACCAUCUUUAUUGGACGGAUACCGGCAAGAAUCACAUCGAAUUAUCCGAUCUACAGGGCAACAUGAGGAAAAUACUGAUCAGGGACAAGUUGGAGGAGCCUAGGGCGAUUGCGCUGAAUCCUCUGGAUGGAUGGAUGUACUGGACUGACUGGGGCCAAGUCCCGAAGAUCGAGCGAGCUGGUAUGGACGGCUCUCAUCGGGAGACGAUCGUUUCAUACGAUGUCAAAUGGCCCAAUGGCUUGACUUUAGAUCUCGUACGCAAGCGAGUUUACUGGGUUGACGCGAAAAUGAACACUAUAUCAUCGUGCAACUACGACGGCACCGCGCGUCGGGUCAUACUCUACUCAACGGACGUUCUCCGACAUCCGUUUUCCAUUACCACUUUUGAAGACUGGGUGUACUGGACCGACUGGGACAAGACCGCUGUGUAUCGCGCCAACAAAUUCAACGGGAAAGAUGUCGAGGCCAUCACCUCUACCCAUACUCUCCAGAACCCUAUGGUGAUCCACGUGUAUCAUCCAUAUCGUCAACCUGAUGGGGUCAACCACUGUGCAGCUGUUAACGGCCACUGCUCUCACCUCUGCUUGCCAGCUCCCAGGAUAGGACCUCAUUCGCCUCGCGUAUCGUGCGCGUGCCCCAAUGGCCUCAGACUGCUGCCAGAUAAUCAGAUGUGCGUCGAAGACAAUUCGGAACAAGAUGUGGAAGUGCAAAAAGCGAAUAUUGGUACAAAAACUACUAUUAUAAAUGAAGAAAAAUCUGUUACCAGUGUCCCUGAAACGCCUAAGACUGGCACAGGAAUCUCAACUAGCGGCCGUGAUGCAGGCAUGGUAGCCGGCAUCGUCGUCGGUGUCAUCACUGUGGUCAUACUUUUAGGUGGACUGAUCGCUGUGCUCGUCUACCGUCAUUACGUGCAUCGCAACGUGAGAUCUAUGAACUUCGACAACCCUGUCUACCACAAGACUACGGAGAACCAAUUCGCAAUAGAAAAAAAUGGUUCCGCCCCGGGAACGAAGCUGUACCCAAGCACCGUGGCAGAAGAGGCCCAAGAACCACUCAAUAAACCGGGUACAAAUGACUAUGUGUAGUGUGCAAGCAGGCAGCAAAUAUAUAAGUGUCUCAUUAAACGUGAAGAGAAAAAGAAGGACAUGUGAUACUUAAAAUAGUGUAAAACCAGUGAAUGGGACAUAAGCGAACGUUUUGUAGAGAACUAAAAAAUAGGAGUUAGCUUUAGUGCAGUGAAGUGUGAUGCUUAUUUGAACAAAGUUCCGUCGAUGUCAUGCCUCAUUUUCGAUCUCAAAGCAAGACUUCGUAUGAAGCCGCUUUUAAUAGACCGUUCUGAAGCUUAGGAGAUCUUCAAAAGCUACAUACUACUUAAAUCACAUUUAAAACUUUCAUGGGUUACUUCUAUGGCUUUUAUAGUUAACUAUCCCAUUAUCUUAUAAACACAAUACACAAUGUAUUUAACAAAUAUGCCUGGUGCAUAGUAAUUUUUAAAAAUACAUUUUACAUUUUUUUAUAUCCUAUUUUAAUUAAGUGUCUGGUCGCUUUUUAAUCGCAUAUAGAAACAGUAACAAAAUGCUCGACACUACGCAUUUUAUAUAGGAAAUGUACUUAUUUAGCAAAAUUUUAUGAUUCGUUUUGAAACUAGAACUUUGUACUGAUUAUACAAGAUUUGAUAUACUAAAAAGACAGUCACUAACUUAAUUUGAAUGUAUAUUCCUAUAGAUUAAAUAAAUUUAUUUAUUUAUUGCUAAAAAGACACACUGUAAAAUCUAGGCUAAUUAAAUGAAAUGUUGUGUGUGCCAAAUUAGUAAAAAAGAAUGACAAUUUUGCCAAAUUAUUGAAAUUACUGUAAUUAUUGUAAUUUAUUCUACCUACUACUACUAUCUUUGUUAGAAUUUUUUCCAUUCUAAAUACAUGUCAUAGAUUUGUUGCCGUGUACAUAUUUAUUUGGAUUAUAUAAUAAUUGUUAUAUGUUAUACAAUACUGUGUUUUAAUAUUUAUACUAUAUUUUAUGUAAUGGUUGUGUUUACCAUCCAAUAUUAGUAUUUUUAGCAAAUGUAUAUUUGGAACAUGACUUUGUCGAUCAAAAUCCUGCCAAAUUUCUUAAAAUUAGCUUAUCUGUAAUGUAAUUCGAUUACAUUACAGUAAACUUGAUGCACAUUUCAGAAAUGCCUAGCUCAAUAAGUGUGGUCACUAAAAUUAUUGUGUAAAUAUUGUCAGUAAAAUAUAUGUAAAAUGUGUUAAUCCAA